AAAAUAUCUCUUUUACCCUAAUUCGAACUCGGAUAUGUGUAACGAAACGAAUAUUAACAUGCCCCGAUCUACCCUGAUCUAGGUAGCAACAAUUUACAUGGCCGAAGCGAAUCCUUUGUGUUUACUUAUCCUGACAUGACAGGUAACUUUCGGUUAGGUUACCUAUCAAGACCGUUAUUUUCUGUUAAAACACAGGUAAUUUACGAAUCUCAUAGCCAACUUGGUUCUCUUUAAAAUUGCAGUAAACCGCCGAACAUCGUUAGUUAAUUAUUGUAAGUUCACGCGGUAGUGUUUGUAGAAGAGAAGAGUAAAAGCAACAGAAGUCACAUCAAAUGGAAGGGGGACUACAAACUCACUUGCUGAAUUUAUAUGUGAAUCAACAAGCUCAACAACGUUUCAGAGGACCCGUUUCGCAGCCGUUUGAGCAUAUUAGUGACAUCAACCGUGAAUUCUACGGAAACCACGGAUAUGGUCCGUCUGCCGAUCUUACCACAGGACCUUGUUACUCCUAUGUGGACCGCGUGUCUGACUGGUUGGGACUACCAACACGUAAGAUUCGAAGUCAUCGAUCUGAUGCUGCCUUUACUCAAGAACGUCAUUGGGACAAUAUUUCUGAGGUUUCGGAAAUGCCCACUGAGGCAGGUUUCACUGUUCCACCUCCAACGCUAUCGCCAGAAAUGGAAAUCAAUGAACGACAAUCCAAUUGGUAUAACAAUGCUCCUGAGCCAAAAAUUGAAAAUCAAAUUAAUCAACGAAUUGGAAGUCCUAUCCAUUUAAAUCUGGAUGUUGAUCAGCAAUUUCAAGCAGUGGCGCAGAAUUGUGAGCAGUUCGGGAUAGCAGAAUCAAACAACGAAAUUGAAACCGGGGAUUUAGUGAACGAUUAUAGGUACCAAGUGAACCCGUUCGUUCUGCAGGUUGAGCAACACGGCGACAUACUUCAGAAUGCGUGGCAUUCGGUGCAUUCUUCUACUAUGCCACCACCAAAUGGUGCUACAGAUAACAUUGCCCACCGUAUACUUUCUGGCCCUGAACAAACAGGCCCCCAUUGGUAUCAGGAUCAAACAACACUGAACACAUGGAACUCGAUGGCUUUGCAACAGGAAUACGGUGUACGAAUGGAGCAACUUCAGUAUCCACCAUUGCAAUCGUUGGAAUCUAACGUGCCAGAUUCAUGUCCGAUUAAAAUUGAAUCACAUAACAUUUCGCCAGAGUACAGCGUAAUGUUGGAUGUGCCACAGUCGGUUAGUGCUUCAACCAGUCAACCUGUGAACCAGUCCAUUACCUUUGAUUCUACGGAAUCAGAUCCAGUGGAUCACUACCAAACACCACCCAAUUCAAUGGAAAAUUCUACAUCACCGAAGAGUGCCACUGCCAAUAACGAUUGCACAAGCUUAUCCAGUGACGCUCCCUCGGAACAGCCCAAAGCAGUUGGUAAAAGAAAGUCAUCUUCAAGAAAAGAAAGAUCUAAACCAUCCAAAAGGCACAACAUUCUGGGUGAAAAAUUCUACUGCGCCAAAUGCGAUCGAUACUUUUUGAAGCAGAAUGGUUUCACGCAGCAUUUGGAUGUUUAUCACAUGGGACCUCGACCGCACAUUUGUACCUGCUGCGGUAAACGGUUCCGGGAGCUCGAACGUCUCCGGGUGCACGAGAAAUGUCACAACGGACAGGACAAACCGUACAAGUGUUCCGACUGUCCGAAGGGGUUUCAGCACGUACAGGCCAUGCGGCGCCACUUCGUAAUGCACCACUCGAAACCGUCACUGUUCUGCGAUGUUUGCGGUAAGGGCUUCGUGCGGAACGAUCACCUGAUGUCCCAUCUGGUGUCGCAUCAGCACAACAGGGUGAAACCACGAAAGAAUACGCAGAGCGAGUGAUUUUUGAAAUUCGCUUUUACUUCUUGUAAAUUUAUAUGUUAAUUGUAUAUAAAG
This is a messenger RNA of Malaya genurostris, 1928 nucleotides long. RefSeq names its product putative zinc finger protein 66. Gene Ontology annotation, molecular function: DNA-binding transcription factor activity, RNA polymerase II-specific; RNA polymerase II cis-regulatory region sequence-specific DNA binding. The record is from RefSeq and is a predicted model, not a curated record. The transcript has a single exon. Bases 333 to 1874 code for a protein of 513 amino acids. Lineage: Eukaryota; Metazoa; Arthropoda; Insecta; Diptera; Culicidae. Gene Ontology annotation, biological process: regulation of transcription by RNA polymerase II.